This is a messenger RNA of Cryptomeria japonica (Japanese cedar), 2610 nucleotides long. RefSeq names its product ribulose bisphosphate carboxylase large chain. NCBI's taxonomy places the organism in Eukaryota, Viridiplantae, Streptophyta, Pinopsida, Cupressales, Cupressaceae. The transcript has a single exon. Gene Ontology annotation, biological process: carbon fixation. The record is from RefSeq and is a predicted model, not a curated record. The coding region runs from base 408 to 1835 and encodes 475 amino acids. Gene Ontology annotation, molecular function: magnesium ion binding; ribulose-bisphosphate carboxylase activity.
UGGAAGUAAAUGGAUAACGAUCAUAAAGAAGUCUUCAAUUUGCCUGAGCCAAUAACUGGGCACAUUUUCACCUAUGCCCAUACGGUCUGCUAUUGCAAUUUUUUUCUCAUUUUCUUUUUCGCCUAAAAUGAAGAAAUCUAUAUUUUUUUUUUCUAUAUAAAAUGAGAAUUGCGGAAAGGUCCUCAGGUCAAUCGAAAUAAGAAAUUGGGUUGCGUCAUACAUACAUAACAUGAUACAAUAUCACUUGAAAGAAAAGCCUUUUUGACAAUAAAGGCUACAAAAUGAGUAUUUUGUAUUACAAAAAAUUUUGUAAUACAAAAGUGAUUCUUUACGUUCGACACCCAGGUCGAGUAGACCUCGUUCUUGUAAGAGCUAUUAACCAAUAAAUCAUAGGGAGGGACUUAUUUAUGUCACCAAAAACAGAGACUAAAGCAAGUGUCGGAUUCAAAGCUGGUGUUAAAGAUUACAGAUUAACUUAUUAUACUCCGGAAUAUCAGACCAAAGAUACUGAUAUCUUAGCAGCAUUCCGAGUCACUCCUCAACCUGGAGUACCCCCCGAAGAAGCGGGAGCAGCAGUAGCCGCCGAAUCUUCCACUGGUACGUGGACGACUGUUUGGACCGAUGGACUUACCAGUCUUGAUCGUUACAAGGGGCGAUGCUAUGAUAUUGAACCCGUUCCUGGAGAGGAAAGUCAAUUUAUUGCCUAUGUGGCUUACCCUUUAGAUCUUUUUGAAGAAGGUUCUGUUACUAACCUGUUCACUUCUAUUGUAGGUAAUGUAUUUGGAUUCAAAGCCUUACGGGCUCUACGUCUGGAAGAUUUACGGAUUCCUCCUGCUUAUUCAAAAACUUUCCAAGGCCCACCACAUGGUAUUCAAGUAGAAAGAGAUAAAUUAAACAAAUAUGGUCGUCCUUUGUUGGGAUGUACUAUAAAACCAAAAUUGGGUCUAUCUGCCAAGAAUUAUGGUAGAGCGGUUUAUGAAUGUCUCCGUGGUGGACUUGAUUUUACCAAGGAUGAUGAAAACGUGAAUUCCCAACCAUUUAUGCGCUGGAGAGAUCGUUUCUGCUUUUGUGCAGAAGCACUUUAUAAAGCUCAGGCUGAGACGGGUGAGAUUAAGGGACAUUACCUGAAUGCUACUGCAGGUACAUGUGAAGAAAUGAUGAAAAGAGCAGUAUUCGCCAGAGAAUUGGGAGUUCCUAUAGUCAUGCAUGACUAUCUGACUGGAGGUUUUACGGCAAAUACUUCGUUGGCUCAUUAUUGCCGAGAUAACGGCCUACUUCUUCACAUUCACCGCGCAAUGCAUGCAGUUAUUGACAGACAAAGAAAUCAUGGUAUGCACUUCCGUGUACUGGCUAAAGCACUACGUAUGUCUGGUGGAGAUCAUAUUCACGCUGGUACUGUAGUAGGUAAACUUGAAGGAGAACGGGAAGUGACUUUGGGUUUUGUUGAUCUAUUGCGUGAUGAUUUUAUUGAAAAAGACCGAAGUCGUGGUAUUUAUUUCACUCAAGAUUGGGUCUCUAUGCCGGGUGUUCUGCCUGUAGCUUCAGGAGGUAUUCACGUUUGGCAUAUGCCUGCUCUGACCGAGAUCUUUGGGGAUGAUUCCGUAUUACAGUUCGGUGGAGGGACUUUGGGGCACCCUUGGGGAAAUGCACCUGGUGCAGUGGCUAAUCGGGUCGCUUUAGAAGCUUGUGUACAAGCUCGUAAUGAAGGACGUGAUCUUGCGCGUGAAGGUAAUCAAGUGAUCCGCGAAGCUACUAAAUGGAGCCCUGAACUAGCUGCCGCUUGUGAAGUAUGGAAAGAAAUCAAAUUUGAAUUUGAUACGAUUGAUCGCUUGUAAUCGAGUGACUUUCGUCUGUUUGGUCCCUUAAUCAAAUCGAACUCGGCCCAAUCUUUUCUUUUAAGAUUGAGCCGAAUACCGAAUGGAUGGGAAUAGAUAAUUCGGCUAGAGGAAAGAAAUUUACCUCUUACCUACUAAUAGAGAAAUAUAUUUUCUGGAUUAUUCGACCGGGUCGGUGGAUCACUAGAUCCAGGCCCAGGGAGCAAGGGCCUUCAAUCUCUUCUAGCCACGCGCUCAAAGGAGGUUCAAAAUUUGUUAUCUUUAACAAAUUAAAUCCCGCUCAAAUCUCUUCUAAUCUAUAUCUAUAUAAAAGCUCAUUUUGAAUCGGCUUUGUCCGGAGCUUUAGUAAAAAAAAAAAAAAAAACUACAAUAGCGUAUUAUGUAAAAAUGUAAAAAUAGAUAUUUUAUUAAGUCAAUUGUUCAUUAUUUUUCAUGAAUCAUCGUGAAUUCGUUGGACAGAUCAGAAAGAACCUGAUGGAGACUUCCUUUUCUUUUUUUUUUUUAUCAGAAGCGGAAUUUGAUUCAAGGAAUCAAAUGUAUAAUGAAAUACCAUUAUAUAUAUAUAUAUAUAAUAGUACGCUAUUUGAACAAAUAAAUGAAUUACGACGAUAAGAUCGAAUUAAUUCCCGAUUAAGUCGAGUGAGUCAGAUGGAUCAAUUUAUUUCUUUUUUCUUAAAAAAAGAAAAAAAAAAUGGAAUAAAAAGGGAGCAAAAUUUGUAUUUUAUCUGUUAAAAGUUGUACAUUAACAAUAUGUAGAAAAAAUAUAGGAAAAUGU